Molecule: messenger RNA, 2834 nt
Organism: Wasmannia auropunctata (little fire ant)
Lineage: Eukaryota; Metazoa; Arthropoda; Insecta; Hymenoptera; Formicidae
Gene: Ythdc1
Product: YTH domain-containing protein 1
Exons: 7
Coding region: 1272-2630 (452 amino acids)
Biological process (GO): mRNA splicing, via spliceosome; regulation of alternative mRNA splicing, via spliceosome
Cellular component (GO): nucleoplasm
Molecular function (GO): mRNA binding; N6-methyladenosine-containing RNA reader activity
Source: RefSeq, a predicted model, not a curated record
AAGAGAGAAUGCACUGUGCAGCGCGAUGCAGCCGCGAGAGAGAACGAGUUUAUUGAUUCGGCCGCGCAUGUCAUGCACACGACGAACAACAAUGGACGCCGUGUGACUCGUGAAACGUUCCGUCCGCGAAAGAUUGUUUACCGUCGCCUCGUCGUCGUCGAGGUUCCUUUGAACACGUCGCCGUUGAACUCGACGCCGCGCUGCGAAGUCGGGAACGUGCCGUGCGCCGUGGCUGUGAUCGCGUCGGACAAUCCCUCCCCCCCUACCCCCCGAGCGUGCUAAAACGGUCUGUGAAGUGUGUCAGUGAAGGGACAAAGGGUGUCACGUAAGUGUGCGCCGAGCCCUCGGGAGGACUCGUCAGAAAAAAAAGCGAAAAAAAAGUAUCGCGAGGACUUCGUGAAAAUUAAGAGAGAGAGAGAGAGAGAGAGAGAAGGAGAGCACUGUAAUCUCGUAUUUAGUGGCCUAAAUCGUGGCUUUGCGCGAUGAACUUUUUUAGAUAACUAAAGAGAUUUAAAGAGCAAAAAUAAAAAACCGUACAAAAAAAAAUGAGGAAAUAAAUAAACAAGGUCUCCCGACGGACUCUCUGACGUGUUUGACGCGGACGGAAACAUAAAAGCGGUUGUUUACGCUGUCUAAGAUCUGUCCGAGUAUAAGAGUAACCUCCGCCUGCGGAAGGAGGAGUAAUGGAGCAUGGAGGAUAAAUAACUAGGACUUCGGAAAAAAAAAAAAAAAGUUUCCCCGUGCUUUCAGAGACACUCCGGUAGUCGCGGCCGUUCCUCCCCGUGCCGAGCUCGCUAUGUGUUGUUGUCACCUCAUAAUCUCAAGGACUACUGCCCGUUAAAAAAGCCCGUUAAUUUACGUAUAUACAUUCCGCCCGAGAAUCCUCCUCGGGUGUCGAGCGCUCCUCCCCGGUCUCCCUCCCCCGAGUCGGCGGGACCCCAAGUUUUGCCGAGGUUGUGUCCCUGUCAAUUUGUGUUAGGCUCGCCACCACGAGAAAAAGGCCCGGGGUGCCGCGCGAUGGCGCGCGUCUGAUACGCGCCGCUUUAAGAGAGAGAGAGAGAGUACCCGGGACAGUGUGGACUUUCCGCUCGAUUCCGCGGAAUCCCCGAACUCUUAGCCUCGCUGUACGCUAUAUAAGUCCCUCGCUACCUCGCAUUAUUGUCGUAAGAUGUACGAGAAAACGACGCCCGUUCCGCAGGGCCCGACCCGACGGCGACAGCGGCGUCGACGACGACGACGACGACGGGGGAUAGUCCGGUCGGUUGGCAGCCAUGGGCAGCAACACGGACGGCGACAACCUGAAUCUCAGCUGCGGCGAGAACGACAACGGCGACGAGCUGAGGAUCGCCGCGGACGAGACGUACGACACCCGCAGCGAGGUGUCCUCCAGCAGCUCCAACUCCGACUCCAGCCACCCCACCAUCAGCUCGGUCUCCAGCAAGUCCUCGCGCGGCGACAACAAGCGCAGCAGGCGGAACAACAGGAGCAAGCGCGGCCGGUCCAGGGACUCCAAGUCGUCGAGCCCCGAGCCGAAGCGGGCCAGGUCCAAGGAGAGCAAGGGCACUACCAAGAACUACGACUACACCACCAAGUUGAAUUAUUUGUUUAGAGACGCAAGAUUUUUCAUCAUCAAGUCUAAUAAUGCGGAGAACGUGACACUGUCCAAAGCCAAGGGAGUAUGGAGCACGCUGCCGCAAAACGAAGCAAAUCUGAAUCAAGCCUAUAAGGAAUCGCGAAACGUGUUGCUGGUAUUUUCUGUAAAGGAGUCGGGAAAGUUCGCUGGCUUUGCGAGACUUAGCACCGAAUCGAGAAGAGACGCCGGUCCAGUUUCUUGGGUUUUGCCUCCUGGAUUGUCGGCAAAGGCUUUAGGCGGUGUAUUUAAAGUCGACUGGAUCUGCAGGAAGGAAUUGCCCUUCACGGCCACGUUGCACUUGUACAAUCCUUGGAAUGACGGAAAGCAAGUCAAGAUCGGUCGGGACGGCCAGGAAAUCGAGCCCAGAGUCGCUGAAGAAUUGUGCCGAUUAUUUCCAGAAGACGAAGGAAUCGAAAUGACGCCUAUCUUGCGGAAAUCUAAGGAAGCAGGGAAACACGUUGUGAAGUCGUCGCGUUAUCGCGACAAAAGACCCAUAGGCAGCUCUAGAUUUUUACGAAGAGGCGGACGAGGGCGCAAACUAUUCUUAACUUCGAGAUCACGUUUAGCCUCGCUGGCCAGGGGAUCUCAAGAUAUUACGGGAAAUCAUAGGAGUUCCAGGGAUCAUUCUUAUCGGUACACGCCGUGGUUCAAUCGAGGCGAUUCACCUUACACAAAGGGUUACGGAACUGGAUUGGGUGUCGCCGCGGUUGCAGAGGCUUACGUCGCAGAUUAUAUGCGUACUAUGCAACAUCAGUUGCCCCCGUUACCGCCUUACGGUCCGCACCCGUACGAUUCUCUGCCACCACCUCCUCCACCUCCAAGAUAUUACGAUGGUCUACCAUUACCUCCAGAUUACAAUGCGACCGCAUCGGCACUAGAUAAGCGUAGCUACGAGAGGAGCGUCGACGAGUUCCUAUGGAGGACGGCUAGUCGUCACAGUCGGCACAGCGAUCAUCGUUCCUCUCGCGAUCAUCACAGAUAUAGAGAUCGCAGAUAAGGAUCUCGACUUUAGUGUUCUUGAAAAUCCGUCGGUUCCCAAAUCGGUCGUUGAUUAGAACUGGAGACGGAAUUACUGAUAAAAGGAAUGACGAGGAAUUGAGUCGUAACAUAUCAUGUUUAUUUCGAUUUAUAGAAUGUUUCUACAGAAAUGUAACGUAAAGUGUAUAUACAUAUGUAUAUAUAAUAUGUAUAUACAUAUGUU